AAAGCGAUCCUUCUGGUCGCUGACUCGUAACUCGACCUGCUAGUACGAUCGAGGCUUUACGUCGUGUUGCGUUCUUUACCAGGACGUAACAUCCAGACGUAACAUUAUAUUGUUUUUUACAUUUCAGCUGGAUAAUGAUUAUAAUGCCUUAAUCGAUGAAAAAUCAAAUAUUUAUAACGAGUGGCCUGAACUAUCUGAAAAAUUCGAAAUAUUACUGCAAAAUCGAAUGAUAAAAGAUAAAACUUUUGUUAAACAACUGGGAGAGAUUCAAUUAUGGAAAAAGGAAAUGAAUGUAGAAAUGCGGCACUGCUUUCUUUAAUACCAGUGCUGUGUCCUUCCAAUGUGCGACUAAAGAUAUCAGGAAGAAAGAAGACAUGGCGACCUACUAUAGCAGAAUCAAUAGAUGCUUUUAUUUGUCAUAUUAAAAUACCAGGAGAUUUGGAAAUAGUAAAACGUCGAAGACGAGAGAACGCCAAUAAACUAAAAGAAACUCUACAGCCGUACAUAAUUGCAAUAGGAUCACAACUCACCGCAAUUGAAGCAUUUUAUAUCAUCAUUGAUGAUAUAAUGUAUAAAAUGGAAAAUGUCUUAAAGGCUGUUGACAUUUUGUACAAGAUUUUUCAAGUUCUGAAUGUCAAAUAUCCACCUGCCUGCGAACAGAUUUGGCUUUUUAUACAAAAAUAUAUUUAUGAACGAACAACAAAAUGGGAUAAAUAUAGUAAGUCUGUAAUGACUCUGAUCGAUAAUUUGAAUAGACUUUAAUCCAAUAUGUGACUUUAUCGAACAUAUAUUUAAGACAGUUGUGUUUGAGUAAAAUUCUAUAUUUUAUAUUUCAUUUUAUAUAUAUUUUGACUGAUUAAUUAUAAAAAUAUAGUUUUAUAUAUCAUUAAGCGUAUAAAAUAGUGUUAAUAUGCACAUUAGAGUUGUUUCCAUGCUUGAAUUUUGAAAUUUGAAAUAUUUUAUGUUAUUUUUCUUUACGCUACUUAUAAAAAUAUCUUGCGAUUGU
Molecule: messenger RNA, 1006 nt
Organism: Odontomachus brunneus
Lineage: Eukaryota; Metazoa; Arthropoda; Insecta; Hymenoptera; Formicidae
Exons: 3
Coding region: 274-762 (162 amino acids)
Source: RefSeq, a predicted model, not a curated record